Molecule: messenger RNA, 420 nt
Organism: Fusarium vanettenii 77-13-4
Lineage: Eukaryota; Fungi; Ascomycota; Sordariomycetes; Hypocreales; Nectriaceae
Exons: 2
Coding region: 1-420 (139 amino acids)
Source: RefSeq, a predicted model, not a curated record
AUGACUAGAACUCUACUGACUGGCGGCUCUGGGUUUGUUGCCGGGCACGUUAUCGACGUUCUCUUGCAGCGCGGUCACUCCAUCGUGGCCACUGUCCGCUCUCAGGAGAAGGCGCAGGCCAUUCGGGCGGCGCACCCAAGUACUCCUUCGGAGAAGCUCGGCUUUGUUGUUAUCCCUGACAUAGCUGCAAGUGGAGCUUUCCAAGGCCUGGGAUCGUACGGCUUGGAAGCUGUGAUCCAUGUUGCUAGUCCAGUGCGGGAGAAGCUGCCUGAAGAGGGUCAUUGGGGGGGCACCCCCAAUCCGAACCUCCAAUCCUUCGGUUACGACGUAUCCAGAGCUGAAGAGAUCCUGGGACUGAAAUGGACGCCCUAUGAAAAGACGGUAGUGGAUUCGGUCAAGUCUCUGACUAUGAAGCAAUGA